ACACACGCGUCGACCCACGGCGCGCCCCUCCCCGCCUCGCCGGCGCGGGAAGAACCGAGACGCAAGUCUGCAGCACGCGGGAAGACGAGCCGCCCUGCAGUCUCUGUCUUCAGCUCCCCUCAGGCUCCAGUCCACUUCCCCCUCUUCAAAAGCAGCGAGAAUCGGAUCUCGCCGUUUGAGCCCGUUGUCGCGCCCGUACUCGCUAAGCAGUAGGGACGGGACCUUUAUCGCUACAACUCGACUCUUCCUUCCGCUAGUGGUGCCGCGUCGUUGGCAGGGCGCGUGUGAGGCUCUAGUUCUGGAAACCCCCACACUUCUCCCUCCCACCCCCCCUGCAAAGCCCUCGGUAUAUAAAUAGAUACCGUAUUUUUUCUAAGGUAGAUCUGCUCUGCCUGAAAGGUAACUACACGAAAAGUCUUCCAAACCGACCUGUUUUUCUGUUGGAGCAAUUUCAGAGUGGAGCGCCACUGUCGUAUCUAGUACCUCUACAACUCUCUCCUUGCGUCCACUUAGUCUCCUUCGUGUGUCUGGAGCUGCUACAGCCAUGUCUGGUUUGUACCCAAAACUGGACGAACCUUGGAGUGACGUAGACGAAGAAGGAACUGUUGUAGAAGAAGACGAUGACGAUAAUCCCGGCAGCUGUGGUCAGGGAGGGCCCGGAGCAGUUUACAGCAGGCCUAGCAACCUCUCGGAUCACUCUCGCAGCCCCAGAGACAGUACAGACGGAGUAAACCUCUCCGAGUUCCAAGAUCACUUUCUCGGGCGACGGGAAGGUGCGAGUGGGUCCCACGAUCCUCCCGUGCUACAGCGACUGCACCAGAAAUGGCAAGAACGGAACUCGCCUGCAUCAUCCUACGGCAGAGUCGCCGAAAAUUCUUAUCCCUCGUCGCCGAUAUUUGGAGGCAAUCCGAGGAACGAUAGACACACGGGUGCUUCCGUUGGUGGUUUUUCCGGCGUAGUGAAUAGGGGGUGGGGUACAGUGGUGUGGGCCGUGCAGUGGACACUUGGGGCAAGACUGUGGCAAAAAGCUGUGCUGACAGUUCUACUGGGUGUCCUGUGCUCCAUGAUAGUCGGUGCUCUUCGCCCCCACUUGGACACCCACAAAUUGGACAAUUACCUGCCGUGCAUGCCUGAGAAACUACACCACAGUGACAUGCCGCCUUGUAUGGAAGAGCCUGAGGCAAAGUUUGCAAGAGUAGCGGCUCUGAAAAUGGCCGACAUUCUUCACAAGAGAGCAGUUCAAUACGUCUGUGGUACAAAGGACGUACCAAGUCUUGCAAUGUCCCUCGGAGAACUAAGACAAAUGGAUGAACUAAAGGAUGUCUCCAAAGAUGAUAUGAAGAACGUAUUUUACCUCGUUCUAGUCAACCCUCAUUGGAAUAUCAGAUGGAUGGACAGUAGCAAUAAGACAGUCGCAGACUGGACUCACUAUCCUCAAUCCUCAGACCGUCUCGCCAUAUUUUCUCCAUCUCCCCCGUUCAAAUGCCGUCUCUUUCUCAAACUAGCCGGUCUAUGGAGCAUGCUACAGUGGAUCAUCCUGGCUAUCCUGGGAGGGGUUGUGGUGUGUGCAGUGUUUGCUCUCUAUCAGAAGAAGAAACGGAGACAAGAAUCUGCGGUCUUCUCGAUGGUCGGACGGAUAAUGGAUGUGAUGAAGUACCACUACAAGAAGUCCAGCACUAAGAAGGACCUCCUCCCGUAUCUUGCCAUCAUUCACGUCAGAGAUAUGCUCAUUCCGCCUUCUGAGAGGUCCGUCUCCCUCCAUGCAAACGCCAAUGCUGUAUAGCUGCAUUUUACUAAGUAGAGAACUAAAUUUCACCGCUAAAUUUAACCCUUUGGACACCAUGGGGAUCUAGCAGAAAUUGAUGUAUAAAGUAUUAGCGCCUAGUAUUAUAACCCCUAUAUAAUUCUAAUGGACUUGUGGAGGCUCUAGACAUUUAUGUGUCCGCGGC
Geodia barretti is the source of this 1949-nucleotide messenger RNA. Lineage: Eukaryota; Metazoa; Porifera; Demospongiae; Tetractinellida; Geodiidae. The record is from the annotation of a GenBank genome assembly.